AUGGCGGGCUGGUGGCGGGUGCUGCCGCGCGCAGCCCGACGCUACCCGUGGCCCACGAACGUGGCGGUCUAUGCUUCCCUGUUCUCGGCUGGGGACGCGCUGCAGCAGCGGCUCAAGGGCGGCCCGACCGACUGGCGCCAGACGCGGCGCGUGGCCACGGUGGUCAUCGCCUUUCACGCCAACUUCAGCUACGUGUGGCUCCGCUUGCUAGAGCGCGCGCUGCCCGGCCGCGCGCCCAGGGCCAUCCUGGCCAAGGUGCUUUGUGACCAGGUGCUCGCCGCGCCCAUCGCCGUCUCGGCCUUUUACGCAGGUAUGAGUAUUCUCCAAGGGAAGGAUGAUAUAUUUUUAGACCUGAAACAGAAAUUCUGGAAUACGUAUAAGAGUGGUCUGAUGUACUGGCCUUUCGUACAGGUGACCAACUUCAGCCUGGUUCCCAUUUACUGGAGAACAGCUUUCAAUGGCCUCUGUGGCUUUCUCUGGGCCAUCUUUCUUUGCUUUUCACAACAAAGUGGUGAUGGCACAAUGAAGUCAGCUUUAGCCUUCCUUCGUAGAAAGGAGGACAAUGCAUUAGAAAGGCCCUGGGCAAAAUGAGAAAACAAUGACUCCUUAAAGACACUACUUUUCCCCCUGAAACUCAGUGGAUCACCUGCAGAUAAAAUACCUGUCAUUAUGUGCUUCAUUAGGAGGAACUACCAUUCCAUAGACUUAUUUCUUGACUAAUUAUCAAUUAUCAUUUACAAUUUUAUUUAAACCACCUGUCUUUCCAUUCCAGUCUGAAAGUAUGAAGACAAUGACAGUGACAAUAUGGCAUUUUUUAAUUAUUAAAACUACUAUCCUAACACUUUAAUACCAGUUGAUUUAAGGGACUCAGUUUUGAUUGUUUACAUUUAUAUUCUAAAAUCUCAGGUUGUCUUCUGUAUGUUUUGGGGUCAGCAUUAACUUUUGCACAAUACAUAGUACUUAUAGUAUACGUCCAUUUACUUGGGAUUCAAUCAAGGAAAAGAAAGAAUAACCAGAUUCCUUCUCCAAAAUACUAUAUAAUGAAUUAUUGUUAUGAUGAUAUUAAAGUUCUGUAAAUACCAUUUUAUAAAAUUAGAAAAAAGUAUGAUCAUGCACUUUAUAUCAAUUAUAUUUCACUGUCUUCUUAUACUUCAUUGUUUUCUUAUGUAUUUCUAAGUUAAAUCCACUUUUGUUAAUGACUUUGUUUUGAGUGUAUUUAACUGCUCGCGUUUACCAUACCUAAAGUACCUAAUUUUGUAGAUGUGCAAAAAAAUAAACAAACAAACAAUAGUAAA
Messenger RNA from Echinops telfairi (small Madagascar hedgehog), 1295 nucleotides. It is a transcript of the gene MPV17L, whose product is annotated as MPV17 mitochondrial inner membrane protein like. Gene Ontology annotation, cellular component: cytoplasm; membrane. The transcript is spliced from 4 exons. The record is from RefSeq and is a predicted model, not a curated record. Lineage: Eukaryota; Metazoa; Chordata; Mammalia; Afrosoricida; Tenrecidae. The coding region runs from base 1 to 591 and encodes 196 amino acids.